Syngnathoides biaculeatus (alligator pipefish) is the source of this 1772-nucleotide messenger RNA. RefSeq names its product ephrin-A5b (gene efna5b). The coding region runs from base 710 to 1402 and encodes 230 amino acids. The transcript has 5 exons. Gene Ontology annotation, molecular function: ephrin receptor binding. NCBI's taxonomy places the organism in Eukaryota, Metazoa, Chordata, Actinopteri, Syngnathiformes, Syngnathidae. Gene Ontology annotation, cellular component: plasma membrane; external side of plasma membrane. Gene Ontology annotation, biological process: axon guidance; regulation of cell-cell adhesion; ephrin receptor signaling pathway. The record is from RefSeq and is a predicted model, not a curated record.
GUUGCGCACUCUCUCUCUCUCCAUCUCUCUCUCCCUCUCUCCAUCUCUCUCUCUCUCUCUCUCCGGAGGCUCCCUAACGCACACGCGCGCGCAAACACACACACACAACCACACUUACAAGAGGCCACGUACACGCGGACGGACGCGUGCACACGCAGAAGAGCCACGCAAGUGUCGCCGCGCGUGGGACUCCGCCGCAUUUGCUUUCGGCCGUGCUUGCUCAGAGGAGGAGGACGCGGCGGGAUGCGCACCUAAACAAGUGUCUCCUCUCGAGCCGGACGCCGAGACGCAUCGCAGGAGACAAGGCGCAAAUUCUUUGCUUCUUUGUGCGCGCGUCGCACUCUCGUCGUUUGGAUUGAUCGAUCCGGUCCUCGAAGCUCCCCUCCCUCACCUCACGCCAAGUGACAAAAGUUGCGCGGACUACAUGGAUUUCUGACGUGGCCGCGUUUUUUCUUGUGUGUGCGUGCGUGUGCGCGCGCGCGCUCCUGCCACCGACUCGUCCCCGAGCACCCAAGGGUGCGCUCCUCGUCACUCACCUUGUUGACGCACCCCUGAAGAUCCAGAGGGGGGAGGGGGGCGACAUAUAUCCCCCAGCUCCGAGAGACACGCGCCACAUCGCUGGAGCGUUCCGAACCGAGCCGUGAAUGAGAUCCGCUCACCUGCCGCGACACCGACGACGAGGAAUACGUGGCCAAGUUUUGCCGUAGUGAUGCUGCAGGUGGAAAUGAUCCUCGCCGUCUGCCUGGGGCUGUGGAUGUGUGUUUUUAGCCAGGAGCCCAGUUCCAAAGUGGUGGCCGACCGCUACGCCGUCUUCUGGAACCGGACCAACGCCAAAUUCCAUCGCGGUGACUAUCACAUUGACGUGUGCAUAAAUGACUACCUGGACGUCUACUGCCCGCACUACGCCGACUCGGUACCCGAGGAGCGGACGGAGCGCUACGUCCUCUACAUGGUCAACUACGACGGCUACAGCACGUGCGACCACACCUUCAAGGGCUUCAAGCGCUGGGAGUGCAACCGGCCGCACUCGCCAAACGGGCCGCUCAAGUUCUCGGAGAAGUUCCAGCUUUUCACCCCGUUCUCCUUGGGCUUUGAGUUCAGACCGGGCAGAGAAUACUACUACAUCUCCUCCACCGUCGCCGAGAACGGGAAGAAAACCUGCCUGAAGCUGAAAGUUUUCGUCCGACCAUCAAACAGCUGUGUGAGAACUAUAGGUGUACAUGACCGUGUUUUUGAUGUAAACGACAAAGUAGACAAUACGUUAGAACCAAGAGACGACACGAGCCACGAACCGGCUGAGCCGUCCCGAAGCGAGGAGACAAACGCUGCGCCGCAUCUGCCCCCGUCCACCCUACUUCUGGCUUCACUGCUGCUCUGCCUGGCGGCGCUCUUCAGCUUAUAGCGCCCCCGCCUGUCCCGGAGGGGCAACUUACACCCAGCGUGGCCUGAAUCUGCCCGAAGUUGUGGGGGGCAAGGGGCAGGAUUUGAGGGUGGAGCUUGUUUGGCUUGAUUGGCAGGCUUCCUGAGGAAUCCCUCGAUUUUUGUUUUUCCCCCAAAGUUUGAAGCGGCUCACCGGUCGAAGCGUCUCAAUAAAUAAAUAAACAGGAGCGACACACCCCACAACCCCGUCGCAAGCCUAAGAUGCCAAAUCUUCUUUUUUUUUUUUUUUUGUUCUGACACUUAUUGGUUCUUACUUUCCUGUGACAGCGCUUUACAUCACUUAUAACCAUUGCAGCACACACAGAUGCAGUACACACACACACACGAAUACA